Messenger RNA from Phycomyces blakesleeanus NRRL 1555(-), 1074 nucleotides. RefSeq lists its product as hypothetical. Gene Ontology annotation, molecular function: ATP hydrolysis activity; ATP binding. The record is from RefSeq and is a predicted model, not a curated record. Gene Ontology annotation, cellular component: mitochondrial outer membrane. The coding region runs from base 1 to 1074 and encodes 357 amino acids. The transcript is spliced from 6 exons. NCBI's taxonomy places the organism in Eukaryota, Fungi, Mucoromycota, Mucoromycetes, Mucorales, Phycomycetaceae.
AUGACAAUGAUAAAAUCAUGGAUGCAAAGACCUGAAGCCAAGAAGUAUGCCGCCGAUGUCGCAGUAUUUGCUUUAUCACAAGUCGCCUUUUACUUUGCCUUCAAAUGGAUUAUUGGAUCGAUUGAUCCUACAAAAGCUAAACGACAAGAAGCCAAGAACAAGAGCUCACAAGUCCUCGGCCGCUUAGGGGCCAAGGACAUCAAGUUGAAUGAAUACGAGCACAUUAUUGCAGCAGAAGUCAUCCAUGCUGAUGAGAUUACAGUCAACUUUAAACAGAUCGGUGGUUUAGAUCAUAUUAUCCAGGACUUGCGUGAGAGCGUUAUUUACCCUCUGUGUUAUCCCGAGCUAUUCACAUCAGCAUCCGGAUUGUUGGGGGCUCCUCGCGGUGUGUUAUUGUAUGGUCCCCCUGGCUGUGGCAAGACUAUGCUGGCAAAGGCUUUAGCCAAAGAGAGUGGAGCAACGUUUAUCAACAUCCAUGUGUCAACUCUCACUGACAAAUAUUAUGGUGAAUCCAACAAGCUCGUCGCUGCAGUGUUUUCUCUAGCUCGUAAGCUGCAGCCAUCGAUCGUUUUUAUUGAUGAAAUCGACUCAUUCUUGCGUGAGAGACGCAGUAAUGACCACGAGACAACUGGCAUGAUGAAGGCUGAGUUUAUGAGUCUGUGGGAUGGUCUGACCACGGGCGAAGACAGCCGGAUCGUUAUUUUGGGUGCUACCAAUCGGCCCAACGACAUUGAUUCUGCCAUCCUUCGUCGUAUGCCAAAAAGAUUUGCCGUUAGACUCCCUACAGAAUCGCAGAGGAAGAGCAUUCUUGAACUGCUCUUGCGCGAUAUCAAUCUUGCCCCUGAUUUCAAGAUGGCUGAGCUGGUCCAGCGUACAGCAGGUUGCUCUGGAAGCGAUCUCAAGGAAGUAUGCCGUAAUGCAGCUAUGAUUCCUAUUCGUGAAUAUGUUCGAUCUGCAAAAUUGAAUAUCGACAUCAGACCCUUGAAUGUGGCUGACUUUUUCAGCUAUGACGAAACCAACGAAAAGUCGUUCUCCUAUGUUGCAGAAGCACCUCAACAAGAAAACUUGGAUUAA